This is a messenger RNA of Vitrella brassicaformis, 3082 nucleotides long. Lineage: Eukaryota; Vitrellaceae. The record is from the annotation of a GenBank genome assembly.
CUGUGUUGGACGAAGCCAUGACGCGUGCCAGACGCCGAUCUCUGGGCAGGGCUCUCCUUUCUACCUUGCUGCUCCACCUUCUCAUCUCUCAUUCCAUCGGCGCCUCGCUCCCAUCUCGGCGGCCGCAGACACUCACCUACGUGCGCGUCAGCCGCUCCCCUCUAUAUGCGUCGCAGAGGCGGCCACCACCGACUGAUGGGAUGGCAGAUGGGCAAAGGACGGUUCCCGAGGGAGGCAGAUCUGGGCUUGUUAUGAAGGCGCCUGUGGAGAAUAAGGAUGUGCUCAGAGAGGGGCUGGCUGUGGGAGGCGGCAUUUUAAUGGGCAUGAUGGCUGCAAGUGGACCUGCUGCUGCAGCCGGACUGACACAGGUGCGCAUGAUUGCAUGCAGGCCGCACCGACACAUGCGCUGUUCUGUUGGUCCAGAUGCCUUUGUCGCAGACCGACCAGUUUCCUCUGGACUUCAGCGAGCCCUUCAUCCUCGCGGGCACGACCAUCGUCGGCUCGGCACUCAUCUUCGCCGCUGCCGUGGCCGUCAGAUACGCGCAGAUACAGAACGAGCGAGCGACGCUUCAAGAGCAGCAGCAGCAGCAGCAGCAACAGCAGCCCAUCAAGGUGGCUGAGGAAACGGCGGCAUCCACCACCCCGCCGCCCCCAGCAGCGGGUGGAGCCGAGGUCAUUGCACCACCGCCGCAGGAGGCUGCUAAUGAGAGCGUCGAGGUGCCCCCUGCACUCAUGAAGGCUGCACAACAAGAAGAGUCAGCCCCAUGGGUCGAGCCCGAGACCCCCCCUCCCCCGCCCCUGAAAAAGCUCGAGGCCAAGAAAGAGCCGUCUGCGCCAGUCACAUCAGCCCCCGAGUCACCCCGUACAGCAGCUCAGACACCACCCACAGCUGUGCAGCCUCCCGAGCCCAUUGCUGAGCCACCCGCAGCGCCACCAGCGGGCGCCAAAGUCGCUGUUGCGGGUGAGGGCGCCUAUGUGAUGGAUGCGGAUCGCGCCAAGUGGGAGCGUUGGUCGAGGCUGAGCGAGGAGGAGGUGCAGGCGGAGAUGGAGAGGGAAAUGCAGGAGGAAGAGGAGGCCGAGCAGAGGCGGAGAGAGGACCUCGCCAAAGUGGAGGCACAAGUGGUGAGCGAAACAUACACAGACAGUGAGUGGGUGGGCCGGUUGGACGGGGGCAUACAUUUGUGGCAUCUGUUGCUGUCUGUUGUGUGUCGAUCAGAAACCUUACAAGAUCGACAUGAUGAACCGGGGCCGGGCAGAGAUUCAACAGAGGUCGGACACAGCCACAUUCCUACGCACACGCAAGGCAAAUGUAACGCUUUCGUAUCCCCUUUCUUGGGAGCGAUGGCAGAGCACGUGACGAGGUCGUUUCCCAUGCCAAGAAGGUCGAGAGCUGAAUGGCACAAAUGCACCAAUCAAUCGCUGCUCACGUUUCUUGUUUCCAUCGCACUCAGGUGGUCAGGGAUCACUUUGACGCCAGGAUGGAUGAACACUUGAGGCGAAAAGAAGAAGAAGGGCAGGAGGAGGCCCCGCCGCCAGUGCUGGCCUUCAUCCCACCUAAGCCGACCUUCUCAAGGAUGGACGUGCCAGUCAGCGAAACGGUGAGCCCUCACAACUGGAAAGUGCCCGCCCCCAUCCGUCACUCGCGGUAUCAUUUGCUGCUCGCCUUGCCUUCAGGUGGAGACAGAGGCGAGGAGCAGCUUCCCCCUCGUCCGCACCAAGAGCGAAGAGCCACAAGACACGCAAGAGGCGCACGGUGCCGCUGCUGCCGCACUGGACAGCCACACGACCGACACCACUCUGGCCAUCGGCCCCACCCACGUCGACACCCCCCCUCCCCCUGGCCGUGCAUUCGCCGAGCCGUCAUCCUUCCCCUCGUCUGGUCAGCAGCAGCCCGGCAGCUGGCUGGAUCUGCCCGGCCCACCUGACGGCAUGAAGGUCAUGCGCACCACCGACGCGGGCGAUCUGCUGCCGGCCUCUGAGCUGCCCAUUCCUGAGGAGAUGCAGCAGCGUGGGCAAGGAGAGGGGCAGGGUGAGGCAUUCGACGCGAGCAGGAUGGAGGUGGAGGUGGUUCCGCGAGAUGAGGUGGAGCGGCGUAAGGUGGUCGAGCGGCGGCGGCGCAUGGAGUUCGAAAACCCGCCGCCAUUUGCCAUGGACAUGCUGCUGCCGACCCAAGAGACAGAAGUCAGUGAGCCGAUCACUGAUACACACAUCCGCAAAUUACCUGCACAAAGGUCGUGUUGUGGUUGGUUGGCUGUCAGGUGAGUGAGGAGGAGCAGCAGCGGCGAGAUGCCCUUCAGCAACUGAAGGACUCACUUCACACCACCAUAGGCCAGCCAGCAAACAGCGCACAGCCAGAGGGCGGCUCGGCCCACCUGGACCGUGAGGCUCCCACAGUCACACUGCCCCAACAGAAGGAGGCCACGAGGGAGACCGAUCGAGGGAGGGCGGCUGACAAGGGGGAUGGAGAGGAGGGAGGGGCAUCAGCGAGGGGGGUGGGCGGGGAGAUCAAGAUCGUGGGACCACACAGCUCACUACAAGAGGUACGUCCGUUCAGGCUUCACAAUCAAUGGAUGUGGCAACGCUGGCAUGGUCUCUUGUGAAUGUCUGUGUCUGUCUGUCUGUCUGUCUGUGUGUGUGUGCAUGUGUCUGUUGUGUCCGUCAGGGUUAUGUGGGUCGCGUAGCCAAGGAGACGUCAGCCCGGUGGUACUUCGAGACCGGCCAGUUCGUGGCAAAAGACAAGGAGUCAGCACAAUGGGAGUGGCAGGCGUGAAGCAGACACCGACACAUAGGCAGACAGACAGACAGACAUGAUUUAGUCCCAGCUGACACACACAUGGAUAGGACAAUGAGCAGAGGGCGGUGCACAUAUGACGUUCCGUCAUCAUGAUGAUGUGUUUUUUGGCGUAUGCGUCUCGACGGGUAGAGAGAUAGAUAGAUUGACAAUGCGUAGAAGACCACCCAUCCAUCCCUUUUGCGAUGUGCUGGCCGUGUGGCCAGGUGUCCUUUUCUGAGUGACACCACGGCAUGCGUUUGCUGGAUAGACCGACAGACUCUGCUGGUAAGACGCACCCCCUAGGUCAGG